This is a messenger RNA of Chara braunii, 1568 nucleotides long. NCBI's taxonomy places the organism in Eukaryota, Viridiplantae, Streptophyta, Charophyceae, Charales, Characeae. The record is from the annotation of a GenBank genome assembly.
CCCCACAUUGUACAAUCAUCUGCCACCACACGAGCAGCCGUUACCGCAGGAUCCGGAAGAGGAAUGGUUGGAGGAUUUGUCCCACACUGCCUCUGGGGAGAUGAUUUACGGAAGAGUGGAUGGGGAGCUAUUGCCGACAAAGGGAGGCAGAGAGAAGUCACAAGUCAUUCUCGGCAAUGCUGGAGGAGGGUAUCGACGGAGGCAACACAAAGAUUGUGGACUUGGAUUUCGGUUUGUCAAGCCGAACUGCUGCACCGGUUACGAACACUUGUGCAUCGAGCCACGUCGUCGCCACGACCGUUGGACAAACGUCUGUGCAUGGGGUGGGAGGGGCGGGGCGUGGCGGAAGGUCGUGUCCGGUGGGUGGCAGCGCAGAUGAGUGUCGUUCGGCGCCCUCCUUCUCUCGAGGUGAGGGAACAUCUGGCGACAAGGCGCCGACAGUGUUACCCCCCCACUCGACAACACCUUCACCCCCACCACGCCGUAGGGUGGCCGCACCGGCGGCGAACACGAGCACUACCCCGGCGGAAGAAAUUGGCAGGUACGUGUGGGACUCCUGUCGCCAACAGAUGCGCGGAACGACCGCUGAGAACAUAACGAACGAGGUGUCGAGGAUGCGUGUUGGAAGUGAUGCCGAUGCGGACGAUACCCAGAGGGCGACUGGUGACGAUUCUUUGAAUUUUCAUUGCGAGGACGAAGCGGACGAUGCGAAAGAGUUGGAGAUUCGACCCCUGUGUGUUCGUGGUAGAGGGAGGGGUGGAUGCGGGUGUCAACAGAAUCGGGGAUCUCGUGGUGGUCGAGUAUCAAAGGCUCGUGCAUGCAAGAAGGGUGGCAAACAUCCGACUUGGAGUGUUGAGGAGAUGGUGAAGCUCGCUCGGGAGCUGCAGAAGCGUUUGGUGGAGGUGGGCGUGAAGAGGACGACCGAUGACAUCGGGAAGAAGUGGAAUAAUCUCUUCCGACAGUAUAAGAAGGUGAAACGAUACCAGAACGCCUCUGAGGGGAACAACUUCUUCAAAUUAACGCCUGCAUUGAGAACGGAAGAGGGUUCCAGCUUCCAAAUGGAUGAGCGACUGUACCUUGAGAUUGACAACAUGUCUCGAGGCAAUAAAACCAUCUACCCAGACAACCUCGCCGACACGAGCACCCGUGGAGAAGUGCGGAUGCCGGGGGACACGCAACGUCCGCCAUCGGUUGCAGGCGAAUCCAUCGCUAGGGGAGACGCGAGUGAUGGCAACAACGAAGAUGGAGGGUCGGCGCGGGAGUCCAGGUUCACUGCAGGCAGCACGGGCGGCGCUGGCAAGAGGAAGAACAUGCGCCAGCAGACGUUCGACGCCAUUGCCGAAGUCAUGGAGAAGCACGGUGCACUGAUGGCGGACACUCUGGAGGGGGGAAACAAGCAGCAGUGUUCCAUCGUGGAGCGGCAGUGCGUCAUACUUGAGCCCGAGGUCGACGCCCAGAAGCGGCACUACGAGGCGUCCGAUGAGGCGAACAGGAUGAUGUGCACUGCGUUGAUGGAGAUCACGAAAGCCAUCAGGGACAGGUCCUGAUGCCGCCUCAGCUCAGAUGUC